Mercurialis annua (annual mercury) is the source of this 1508-nucleotide messenger RNA. RefSeq names its product bifunctional D-cysteine desulfhydrase/1-aminocyclopropane-1-carboxylate deaminase, mitochondrial. Gene Ontology annotation, molecular function: D-cysteine desulfhydrase activity. The transcript has 9 exons. Lineage: Eukaryota; Viridiplantae; Streptophyta; Magnoliopsida; Malpighiales; Euphorbiaceae. The record is from RefSeq and is a predicted model, not a curated record. The coding region runs from base 35 to 1342 and encodes 435 amino acids.
AAAUACUCUUGUCAUUGUGGUCGGCUGGUGGGAAAUGCUGUGCAAUCAUUGCAUUCACUCUCUCACACUCACUUCUUCUUCUUCCUUGAGCUCACUCUGCAACAAACCCAAACCCACUUCCCACGCCAAAUUCUUCAUCAGAUCAUUACUCACAAACUCUCAAACUCAUCAUCAAACAAUGCAAUUCCAUGAAAACAACAACAAUAAAUACAAAUCUUCACUCCAAUUCUUAACCCAGAAACCCUACACUCCACCUUCAUGGGCAACCCAUCUCAAUCCUGUUCCCACCCAUCAAUUCUCUCUCGGUCUUUUUCCCACGCCCAUUCAUCGUUGGCAUCUCCCCAAUUUGCCUAGUGGCACUGAGGUUUAUCUAAAGAGAGAUGAUUUAUCUGGAAUGCAAUUGAGUGGUAAUAAAGUGAGAAAGUUGGAAUUUUUAAUGGCUGAUGCGGUGGAUAAAGGUGCUGAUUGUGUGAUUACUAUUGGUGGUAUUCAAAGUAAUCAUUGCCGUGCUACUGCUGUUGCUGCGAAGUACCUUAAUCUUGAUUCUUAUCUUAUACUUCGAACAUCCAAGCUUUUAGUGGACCAAGAUCCUGGAUUGACUGGGAAUCUGUUGGUGGAGCGUUUAGUUGGAGCUAAUGUUCAACUUAUUUCAAAAGAAGAAUAUUCUCAACUUGGGAGUGUGAGUCUUACUAAAAUCUUACAAGAAAAGUUGCAAAAGGAAGGGAGAAAGCCUUACGUUAUUCCUGUUGGCGGAUCAAAUCCCAUGGGAACCUGGGGUUAUGUUGAAGCAAUCAGGGAAAUUGAACAGCAAGUUCAAGCCAGUAGUGGCACACUAAAAUUUGAUGAUAUUGUUGUAGCAUGUGGCAGUGGAGGUACGAUAGCCGGUCUGGCACUUGGAUCAUGGUUGGGUACUUUGAAGGCAAAAGUUCAUGCAUUUUCUGUUUGUGAUGACCCAGAUUACUUUUACAAUUUUGCUCAAGAGCUAAUCAAUGGACUCGAAGCAGGUGUUAAUGCACGUGACAUUGUAAACGUUCAAAAUGCCAAAGGUAUAGGCUAUGCAAUGAACACCUCUGAUGAGCUUCAGUUUGUCAAGGAAAUUGCUGCUGCGACUGGCGUGGUUCUCGAUCCAGUUUACAGUGGGAAAGCUGUUUACGCAAUGAUGAAAGACAUGGCAGAAGCUCCAAAGAAGUGGGAGGGGAGAAAGGUCCUGUUUGUUCACACUGGUGGGCUCCUCGGCUUAUACGACAAGGUCGAUCAAAUGUCUCCGUUGAUGAAGAAUUGGUCUCGCAUGGAAGUUGAUGAAUCUGUUCCGAGGAAUGACGGGAUCGGUAAGAUGUUUUAGAGCAAUCAACAGCUGUAUCAUAACUAUUGUAUUUUUAUGAAGUUCAAGUUUGUGCACACCUGAAUGUGUCCAUAUUAAUUAUUUGGAUUCAUGAAAAACACCCUUGUAUAAACUUGCAAAAUAAAUGCUAGAAUGGAAUAACAGUAGCAUUCGGGAUGGAACUAAA